This is a messenger RNA of Myripristis murdjan (pinecone soldierfish), 5231 nucleotides long. RefSeq names its product SKI3 subunit of superkiller complex (gene skic3). Gene Ontology annotation, biological process: nuclear-transcribed mRNA catabolic process. The transcript has 41 exons. NCBI's taxonomy places the organism in Eukaryota, Metazoa, Chordata, Actinopteri, Holocentriformes, Holocentridae. Gene Ontology annotation, cellular component: Ski complex. Gene Ontology annotation, molecular function: protein binding. Bases 92 to 4804 code for a protein of 1570 amino acids. The record is from RefSeq and is a predicted model, not a curated record.
CGGGGCUUUAACUUCCAUGUCAACAAAAAAAAAGUUGAAACGUCAACAGUGAAUGGAUUGCAUCUUCAGAGCAUAGGAGGAUUAUCACGGGAUGUCUAAUAAAGAAGUUAAGACGGCACUGAAAAGUGCCAGGGAAGCCAUAAAAAACAAAGAGUUCAAAGAGGCUCUAAAACACUGCAAGGCUGUUUUAAAACUUGAGAAGAACAAUUACAAUGCCUGGGUGUUCAUCGGCUUGGCAGCCAGUGAGCUGGAGCAGCCAGACCAGGCACAGACAGCGUACAGGAAGGCCCUGGAGCUGGAGCCUGAGCAGCUGCUGGCAUGGCAGGGAUUAGCAAAUCUGUAUGAGAAGACCGACCAGUGGGAUUUCAAAACUGAGUUACCUGAUGUCUAUCAGAAGCUUAUUGAACUUUAUUCAAGUUCUGAUAAAAACAAAUGUUAUGAGGUGAUCAAAAAAGUGUCAGAUAUCUAUCAGUCAGACAAAGAAUAUUUAAAGCUGGCAAAGGUUUGGCUACGGCUCAUCCAACUGAAGGAGGAAGACGCUUCGGAGAAGACCGAGCUGCUGCAGCUAUGGCAACAGAUGACCCGUCUCCUCUCGGAUUGCAUGGAUAUGGAGGAGCCGGACAACGAAACUCAGCAGCAUUUAAUCACAGCGUUUGAGAAGGCCAUGGCUCUCACUGAUCCUGUGCCAGGAGAGGAGCACAGGAAGCUCUCAGCUGACUAUGUCAAAUGCCUCUCUAAACUGUCACAUGAAGAGGCCAAAAUGAAAGAAGCAUGUGAGUCCAUGCUGUCCCUCUACCCCACCCAAAGUUAUCCUCUUGAAAUCCUUUGUUCUCACUAUAUCAAAACAGGUGUCCAGAGUGAGGAUGCAGCCAAUUGUUUCUCCCGGCUCCUAGAAAGGGUCCCUGACUCUGAGUUAGGUCACCUUGGUUUGGGCAUGAAAGCUCUUCAGGAGGGCAAAUAUGAAGAUGCCAUUAAAAAUCUGGAACGAGGGUUGAAGAAAACAGGCUCCAGUACAGGGUGGUGCAGCCUGGCUGAGGCCCAGCUCAAAAUGCACAGAUACUCUGACUGUGCUGCAUCUUGCCUCCAAGGUCUGACACUUUGUGCGUCUGGAGACAAAGAACUGAGGCUCCGGCUGCAAACGCUGAGGCUAGAGGCUCUGGUCAGGAGUGGGGAGGAGAAGGCUGCAGACCAGGCCUUGGAGAUAUUCUCACAGAUUCCAGCUUCUGAAAAAGACCCAGCUCUGAUAGUCUUUAAAGGAAGAGCUUAUCUGAAUAAAGGACAGCUUGAACAAGCAAAUCAGGUGUCAUCUGAGUUGCUGGCCUCUCAUCCUAACCUGGCCCAGACAUUGGCACUGAGAGGGCUGGUACAAUUAACCCAAGGCCAGCAGCACCAGGCAGAACAGAGUUUCUUGGAGGCAGCAGGCCUGAGCCCAAACUGUGGGGAGUACUUUUUCCUUUUGGGGCGGCUCUAUUGGGACAUGGGGGAAGAGACCCGCCGAGACCGGAGCAAAGCCCAUACACACUUGCUCAAGGCUGCAAAGCAGGACCCAAACCUUGGCUGUGUGUUCCGCUACCUUGGACAUUAUUACCGGGAGGUGGCGAAGGAUCGCGGCCGUGCUCGAGGCUGCUACAAGAAGGCCUUUGAGUUGGACAGUAGUGAUGCUGAGUCAGGAGCUGCCUCUGUGGAUCUCAGCAUGGAACAGGAGGAUAUGGACACUGCCCUGACAAUACUUCAGUCAGUGAUUGACAAAGCCACUCCAGGCUCGGCCAAGUGGGCCUGGAUGAGACGAGGCCUUUACCACCUGAAGGUUGGACAGCAUCAACAGGCUAUUGCUGAUUUGCAGGCAGCACUGAGGGCAGAUCCUGAGGAUUGGGUGUGUUGGGAGUGUCUGGGCGAGGCCUACCUAAAUCGCCGGAGCUUCACAGCAGCACUGAAGGCUUUUGGUAAGGCCCAUCAGCUUCAGCCGACCUCCAUCUAUAGUGUCUAUCAGGCAGCGGCUAUCAAACAGACUCUGGGCAAGUUCAAAGAAGCUGCUGCAGAGUACCUGCAGAUCACGACAAGGGAGGACUAUGUGCCUGCUCUUAAAGGUCUGGGGGAGUGUUUACUGUCCCUUGCAAAAGGUUUAAUGGAAGAUUACAGAGAUGGAGGGGCCAUAGACCUUCUCCAGCAGGCUAUAAAAAACCUUUUCAGGGCAGUGGAGCUGCGUCCAGACCUGUCCUGUCUGUGGAAGCUUCUGGGGGACUCCUGCACCACCGUCGGCAUUGUGUCACCAAACAGAGCCCUGGUUCUAGUCCCAGGCCCACUGGCUGGUUUAGACCCCAUCACCCAGAGUCACACUCUCAACCAGGCCCAGACUCUCAAAGUUGGUGAGAGGUGCUACGGUCGUGCUUUAAAGCUGAUGCCUGAAGCCCCCAGCCUUUGGUAUGACCUAGGACUCAACUACCAUCGGCAGGCCAACCUGCCCUGCCCUGCAGAGGGAGACCAGAGCUCUCUUGUCCAGCUCCUGGAGAAGGCCCAACAGUGUGUUAAAAAGGCGAUCAUGAUGGACAGUGGGAACCACAAUUACUGGAAUGCCCUGGGAGUGAUUGCCAUGAGCAAAGGCCUUGAGAAUUUUGCCUUGGCUCAACAUUGCUUCAUCAAGUCCAUACAAGUUGAAGCAAAUAAUGUUGUUGCCUGGACCAACCUUGGUGCCCUGUAUUUGAAGAAGGAAAAUAUAGAGCUUUCUCACGAGGCCUUCAAAAUUGCUCAGUCCUUGGAGCCGCUCUAUGUCAACUGCUGGAUUGGACAGGCGCUGAUUGCAGAAACAGUGGGAAGCUACGACACGAUGGACCUCUUUAGGCACACCACUGAGCUCAGCACGCAUACAGAGGGAGUGAAGGGCUAUGCUUACUGGGUGUGUGCCACCCUGCUGGAUAAGAGCAACAGGGACUCUGAGCUGUACCGCUACAACAUAGUCCAGAUGAACGCUGUCUCUGCUGCUCAGGUGGCACUUACCAAGUACACAGAGAGGAUCCAGUCUGACCCCGAUGCUUUCAUUAUGCUGGGCUACCUGAACGAACAUCUGCAGCUGAAGAUGCAGGCUGUCCAGGCUUACCAAAGAGCUGUUGAGCUGCUUCAGUCCAUGUCCUCUACAGAGGAACUGGCUUUUGCGCUGGGCAGCUAUGGACGUGCAUUAUGCACCUCAGGUCGGUGGGAGGAGGCGGUGCAGUGUUACUCUUCUACUCCACUACAGGAGCUGUGUGACCUGGCUGGACUGGCUCUGGCCUACUUCAGGUCUGGACUCAUCCCAGAGAGCAUCAGUGCCUAUGAGCGAGCCCUGGCUGUGGCGUCCACUGAGAAGGAAAAGGCUUACAUUUUGACAGCUCUAGCCCUGCUGCAGCACAAGCAGGGUAACUUAGACUCAGCCAAGACUCUGCUGUUCAAAUGCUCUGUGUUAAAGGAGCCAAUCCCAGGGUCUCUGCUGUGUUUAUGUGCUCUGGGUUUGGUCCACCGGGACGCUACGCUUGCUGGUGCUGCCCUGACGGAGCUGCUGAAGCAAGGCGCGGCCACUGGGAGUGCUGUGGAGCAGCGAUGUCUGCUCACCUGCACACUGCUGGCCCUGCAGGGCAACUACAGCGCUGUGCAGAGAGAGGCUGCCAGAGCUGUACACAGCAAUCCAGGCAACCCAUCUCUGUGGGCCCUGCUGUCAAGAUUGGUGCCACAGUACUGCCCCAAAAAGGCCAACGGUGGUGCAGUUGCUGGCCAUGUUGCCUGUUUGUCUAGCAUGACCCAAGGAAAGAGGGCAUUGUUGUACAGUGGCGUGAACCAGGUGGCUAGUGGGAGACACUCAAGAGAGGACAGCCACAGGAACGCACUGAGGACCAUGCAGAGAGCUGUGCUGCUCUGCCCUGACGACCCUGCGGCAUGGGCGGGAUUAAUGGCUGCCUGUCACACAGAAAACACUUCCGGCUUCCUCUCUGGCUCUGCACCUCUCAGACAAGGAUUAGAGCAGACCCUGAUGUCAGUGGUCUCUGAGAAAGUGCGUAGCGUAGUGGACAUAGAGCACCCUCUAGCCCAGGCUCUGGAAGGUUGGGUACUGCAGCAGGCAGUGACUGGUCUCAUGCUGGGAGGACAGCUGGAGCAAGCUGAGGCCCUCUGCUCAAAGGUGCUGAGUGUUUCCCCAGAACACCCUGCGGUAGUACUGUUGCUGAGACAGGUGCAGUGUCAGCGCCUCCUCUUGGCCAGUGGUGGUACUGCCCUCCCAGACUCCGUGCUGGAGCAGCUCAGCAGCGCUGUCAUGGUUAACCCCACCAACCUUGGAGCAUGGCAUUGGCUGGCUGAGGUGUAUCGUAGCCAGGGCCUGCUGGUCCAGGCAGUCACGGCUUACAGACAGAGCCUGCAGCUUGCUUCACAGUUGGGCAUGCACAGCAGCCAGGUAGCCAUCCUGCUUCGACUGGCCCUGCUGGCCUUAGGAUCCUGCAUGGCUGGUGUCCCAGGUAAUGACUGGAAGGACCUUGUGCUGGAAGCCACCACUGAAGUGCUGAAGCUGGGCUCAUCCCCUAUGGCCCUUCUCUUCCAGGCACUGCUGCAGUUUGCCACCAAGAUGACAGCUAGGGAAACCAGGCGUUUGUUGGAGAGGCUGGUGUCUGUCCCCUCUGGGGACGUCCCUGUCACAGUAAUGCAGGUAGCCAGCUGGUACCUCCUCAGACAUCUACAUGCCAAAAAUGACCAGGAGCUGAUGGAUCGCCUGUUGGAACAUGCCAAAAUUAACAGAGAUCAGAGAUUGCUGGAGUUUUAUUCACUGCUCAGCGCCUCAUCCUCCUGAACCCUCACUACACAGACCUGACAGGCAAUACCCUACCAAGCCUGCAACUGCCUCCACACAAAAAAUAGUUUAUGAAUUUAUUCAAAGCCUGCUAAAAGCAUUACAUUCAACAUUCAUUCAUUGACUCUCAGCAUUCUUAACUAAAUAUGGCAUCAUUUUGACUGUUCACUGAAGUGAAAACAUCAGAUUACAGCUGAAUACAGGAUAAUGGGGUCCACUGGAUGGUAAUAAAUAUGGUCUGAUGAUUUCAUUGAAAUGGAAAUUAUUGGCUUCAGAGCUAUACAUUGUAUUUAUAAUUCAGCAAAUAAAAGCAGGAAUAAAUGUUUCAGAGCAUGACUUCACACAAAAUAACUCCACAGCCAAACUGGAAUAAAUGCAUUUUACUCAAAUUAUAAAAAAUUGUUUCCUCUUGAUUACACAUGAUCAU